This is a messenger RNA of Pseudozyma flocculosa PF-1, 1158 nucleotides long. RefSeq lists its product as uncharacterized. Gene Ontology annotation, molecular function: SNAP receptor activity. Gene Ontology annotation, cellular component: endoplasmic reticulum; SNARE complex. The transcript has 3 exons. The coding region runs from base 1 to 1158 and encodes 385 amino acids. The record is from RefSeq and is a predicted model, not a curated record. Lineage: Eukaryota; Fungi; Basidiomycota; Ustilaginomycetes; Ustilaginales; Ustilaginaceae. Gene Ontology annotation, biological process: retrograde vesicle-mediated transport, Golgi to endoplasmic reticulum.
AUGGCAGCAGCCACGGCACCCUCGUCUGCAUCCCUGCCAGCGGACCUCGCCGCGGUCCACUCGAGCUUCCUCCGAUCCAACCGCGAAAUCCACAGCUUCCAGCUGCCACGCUUACACUCGUGCUCCACAGCCGCCGCCCUCGCAGACUACGAGUCCGAGGUCAGCGCUUCCAUAGACGGCCUCAAGCGAACGCUCCUGGACCUCGAACUCGCCAUCGACGAUGCCGAAACAUCACGCGAGCGAGACCCACUCGCAACCAUCGUCAGACAACUUAAAACCGAGCUCGAAACAACAAGACAGGCGACGAGAAAGGCGCUCAUCGCCGCUCGCCGCAACGUCGAAAACUCUCGUACCGCAUCGGCCCGCGAGGGUCUUAAGCUGGCGGCCGACAGCGCAAAAGAGCGCACCGGUGGCCGCGGCGGAGGGUCAAGCGGCGAGGACAAGCUCAUGACAACGUCGCAAGACGUCACGGACGCGUUGCGCCGUACCGUGACGCUCAUGUCGGCCGAGCUCGAGAAGUCGGCGCUGUCGUCGUCGCUCCUCGAAGAGUCGUCGCAGACGCUCACCACGCUCUCGUCGCAGUACGGCUCGCUCUCGACGCUCAUGGCCAACUCGGCGCACAUCAUCAAGACCAUGGAGCGCGAGGACCUGAUCGGCAAGGGCAUCCUCGCCGCUUCCAUGCUCUUCUUCCUCGGCUGCGUCGCCUAUAUUCUCUACGUCCGCCUCGUCAGCCGCGGCUUCGGCAUCCUGGCCUUUUUCUGGCGGAUACUUGGCCUUGGCAGGCUGUUCGGCGGCGGCGGAGGCGUUCGGUCGGUCGACGAUAUCAAGGAGAAGAUCGACAUGCUGGAGACGGCGGCAGCCACGACAACAGCGUCACUCGGCAAGGCGGUCAAGGAAGCGGUACGAUCGAUGCCGCCAUCGCUGGCGGCCACCGCCAUCACCUCGGCCGCCAUGGCGGGCGCCACAAAGACAGCGGCCGCCCCCUCCCACGAGGCAGAGGCGGUGGUCGAGGAGGCGGUCUGGGACGGCCACGGCCGGCUCAAUGACCUGAGUGCUAACCCGCUGGUCGACAGUGUGGAGCCAGCGGGCCCCUUUGGCGGCGAGGCGUCCAACCCGACUCGACAGUACACACGCCCGACGGAGCGGGUGGAGCUCUGA